UUUUGAAAACCUUAAGUGAAAGACGUGCACCGUUGAGCGGAAAAUAAUAUGAUUGCAGAUAAUUAAUCCGAUGUCAUUCACCGUCACAUAACAAUGAUUAAGCUGUUGGUACUUUUGCUGGGCAUCUUCCGUAUGUCAAGUGCGCAAGGACCCAGGGACACCUGCCCAAAUUACUUUGCAUAUAAUUCAGACACGUCUGGCGGUACCUUGUCUAUUCCCCCGCCACAGGGAGCUAAUAGAGUGAACUUGGUCGUCGAGUACAUGGUCCACGUUCCCCUUGACAACAGUUACAGAGGACACCUUAGUUUGGCCGAGCAUGAAAAUGAAAUUAACCGCCGCUUGCAGAGCAACAACAGAUCGCCUAUCAAAUACCAACUGAAGUUUCCAGUUAGGUUUCCUUUACCAUACCUAACCAAAAUAAUAGUUAACAAUGAAAUGUUGUGUAACUACGUGCCAGGCAAUGUGCAAGGACCUUCCACGACACAGAAGCUCUACCACGAUUUUAAGCUCGAAUCACAGGCAACUUUCAGUCAACAACCUCAAAAUCAACAAUUUUCAAACGUAAAUCGCAACCAGAACUAUCAGAAUAAUUAUAAUUAUGCCUACCAGCAACAACAAAAUCCUGCUCCCGCACCAGCGGCAUUCCAAUAUUAUUCAACAACUCGGCGCCCUGUUGUGACAAGUGUGACAACUUCGGCCCCUUGUCCACAAAAUUUUUAUACCCAACCGCCAAAGUGCGUGUGUAGUUGUCCCCGCAUCCCACCGACGCCACCUCCUGUUCAAUGUCCAUCAGUGGUGGAAGCGGAAGAAAAACCUCAAGAGAUCCAAAAAUUCAGAGGUUGUGGAAUUUCAUCGUCAACGAAAUUUCUCGUCCUGAAUGGCGACACCGUGACCAGAGGUUCGUACCCUUGGUUGAGUGCAAUUUACGAAACAACCGGCACUGGAUUGCAAUUUGUGUGUGGAGGAACUCUUGUUUCGAAGAAGCACGUUCUUACCGCUGCUCACUGUGUAUCAAAGGCAGGCGAAAGAUAUGCACAAAGUACGAAAAAUGUGAUCGUAUAUCUUGGGAAGCACAACAUUGUCAGUUUUACAGAGGGAGCAGUAGCACUAGACAUAAAGAGCAUAAAAAACCAUCCUGGAUACACAGGAGACGCCCUGAAUGCAGGCGUCGAUUUGUCUGUCAUCACCUUCCAAACCGAAGUAACAUUUGGGCCAUACAUCAGACCAAUUUGUCUUUGGAAUCCAGUCAGGGACUAUCGAAAUUCAGGACAGGUGGUCGGCUGGGGCCGAGAUGGCUUUGGGAAAGUUGUGUCUCCGAUUCCCAAAGAAGCGAAAUUGUCGGUCGUAGCAAACUCAAUUUGCAGGAAGGACCCUGACCUUGCCAGAAUCAUGACGAACACGACAUUCUGCGCCGGAUCAACGGAGAAUAAUGGCCCAUGCAAGGGAGACAGUGGUGGAGGACUUUACAUUUGGUCCGAGAGACCAAGAAAGUGGUACAUCCGUGGCAUCGUCAGCCAGGCUUUGUGGGACCCAAGCUACAACACUUGCGACCUCAGCAAAAAUGUCUUAUUCACGGAUGUCAGCAAGACCUUGUCCUGGAUAACUGACCAAAUUGUUAGAGAAAACAGCCUCAUAAGAGAUGACGAAUUUUUGUAAUUGUUUCUUAAAUUUUAAUUAGAGCAAAUUGCAGAAAUUAUAUUUAUUUUAAAAGAAAAACGUAUAAUACCUCAAAGUAUAAAAAUAAAUUCAUUCUUGAUUUUAACAUUUAACAAAAAUGUUUGAUUAAAUUAUCAGAGAUAAAUCUCACUACAUUAGGAAUUUUUAGGAAAUUGCCAAACAUUAAGUGGCAUUCUGUGGCUACAUUAUAUGAGAGAUUGUAAUAGUGCUUGGCUAAAAAUAAUUAAAAACUUAAUAGAAAUUAAGAUAAAUCUUGCUAAUAACAAGGCACAAAUAUUUUCCUGCCGGUUCUCUGAGCUAGACCAAUCAUGAAUAUUUUAAUUAAAAUGAUAUUGUUGAAUAAGAAUGCAUGAAUUUUUUAUCAGGCAACAAAUUGUAACAAAGUU
Messenger RNA from Neocloeon triangulifer, 2063 nucleotides. RefSeq names its product serine protease gd-like. Gene Ontology annotation, molecular function: serine-type endopeptidase activity. Gene Ontology annotation, biological process: proteolysis. The record is from RefSeq and is a predicted model, not a curated record. Lineage: Eukaryota; Metazoa; Arthropoda; Insecta; Ephemeroptera; Baetidae. The transcript has 9 exons. The coding region runs from base 94 to 1656 and encodes 520 amino acids.